AUGGUAUCUCAAACAUCCGGGUACAAUGGAGCUAUCGAGCAGCUGAGAGGCGCUGAGUUUCCCAUGCUCAAUGAUUCGAUAUAUCUUGACCAUGCGGGCGCGACCGUGCCACCGAAGGCCCUGAUGGACGAGUUCGCUGCAGAGUUGACAUCGGUGCUCUACGGCAAUCCUCAUUCUGGCUCGCUGCCCUCCCAGCUGUCCACAGACAGGGUGGACGAUGUGCGGCUACGCUUGCUGGAAUUCUUCAACGCGGAUCCAGAUGCGUACGACCUCAUCUUCGUUGCAAACGCUACUGCCGGCGUAAAGCUGGUGCUGGAAGGCUUGCGGAAUGUCCCGGGGGGGUUCAAUUACGCGUACCACCAGGCUUGCCACACAAGCAUAGUUGGCGUCCGUGAAGAGGCAAAGCGCAGCGUAUGUGUGAGUGAUGAGCAAGUUCAUCGCUGGAUACAAGGACGUAGCCCGAUCUCGGAUGAUGAUGGGUCGUCCACAACGCUCUUUGCGUACACGGCGCAGUCGCACAUGGAUGGGCGGCGGUAUCCCAUCUCAUGGGCUAGAGACAUCAAAGCCUCGCAUCGGAUAUUCACCCUCUUGGAUGCUGCGUCUUUUGCAGCAACGUCACAGCUCAACAUGUCGCAUCCCGACUUCUCUGCCGACUUUGUCGUUCUGAGUCUGUACAAAAUAUUUGGGUUUCCAGAUCUGGGCGUCCUGCUUGUCCGAAGAUCCGCCGAGCAUUUAUUUGACCAGCGAAAAUACUUUGGAGGCGGCACUGUCGACAUGAAGACGGCACGCUACCAUUUCACAACAUCAUCGCCGCCGGGAUAG
Messenger RNA from Cordyceps fumosorosea ARSEF 2679, 822 nucleotides. Its product is annotated as molybdenum cofactor sulfurase. The coding region runs from base 1 to 822 and encodes 273 amino acids. The transcript has 3 exons. Lineage: Eukaryota; Fungi; Ascomycota; Sordariomycetes; Hypocreales; Cordycipitaceae. The record is from RefSeq and is a predicted model, not a curated record. Gene Ontology annotation, biological process: molybdopterin cofactor metabolic process. Gene Ontology annotation, molecular function: molybdenum cofactor sulfurtransferase activity.